AUGCAUCACCUCACCGGAUCACCCCUCACUGUGUUCCAUUUCGGCCACAUCGAUGCAUCACCUCACCAGAUCAGCCCUCGCUGUGUUCCAUCUCGGCCACACAUCGAUGCAUCACCACAAUGGAUCAGCCUUCGCUGUGUUCCAUCUCAGCCACACAUAGAUGCAUCACCUCACUGGAUCAGCCCUAGCUGUGUUCCAUCUCGGCCACACAUAGAUGCAUCACCUCACUGGAUCAGCCCUCGCUGUGUUCCAUCUCGGCCACACAUCGAUGCAUCACCACAAUGGAUCAGCCCUCGCUGUGUUCCAUCUCGGCCACACAUAGAUGCAUCACCUCACUGGAUCAGCCCUUGCUGUGUUCCAUCUCGGCCACACAUAGAUGCAUCACCUCACCGGAUCAGCCCUCGCUGUGUUCCAUCUCAGCCACACAUAGAUGCAUCACCUCACCGGAUCACCCCUCACUGUGUUCCAUUUCUGUUACACAUCGAUGCAUCACCUCACCAGAUCAGCCCUCGUUGUGUUCCAUCUCGGCCACACAUCGAUGCAUCACCACAAUGGAUCAGCCCUCAGCUGUGUUCCAUCUCGGCCACACAUAGAUGCAUCACCUCACUGGAUCAGCCCUCGCUGUGUUCCAUCUCGGCCACACAUAGAUGCAUCACCUCACUGGAUCAGCCCUCGCUGUGUUCCAUCUCGGCCACACAUCGAUGCAUCACCUCACUGGAUCAGCCCUCAGCUGUGUUCCAUCUCGGCCACACAUAG
Molecule: messenger RNA, 756 nt
Organism: Haliotis rubra (blacklip abalone)
Lineage: Eukaryota; Metazoa; Mollusca; Gastropoda; Lepetellida; Haliotidae
Exons: 1
Coding region: 1-756 (251 amino acids)
Source: RefSeq, a predicted model, not a curated record